This is a messenger RNA of Fragaria vesca subsp. vesca, 1748 nucleotides long. RefSeq names its product transcription factor bHLH66-like. The transcript has 7 exons. Gene Ontology annotation, molecular function: DNA-binding transcription factor activity, RNA polymerase II-specific; RNA polymerase II cis-regulatory region sequence-specific DNA binding; protein dimerization activity. Gene Ontology annotation, cellular component: nucleus. Bases 33 to 1412 code for a protein of 459 amino acids. Gene Ontology annotation, biological process: regulation of transcription by RNA polymerase II. The record is from RefSeq and is a predicted model, not a curated record. Lineage: Eukaryota; Viridiplantae; Streptophyta; Magnoliopsida; Rosales; Rosaceae.
UCAGGACUUGAGGUCAGUCUGUGAGAAUUGAAAUGAACUCUCUCCUAAACCCACAACAACAACAACAGAUCAACACCACCGCCUCCUCCGCCGUCCAAGACCUCCAGCUCCACCACCACCACCACCGCCUCCACAUGAAUAACCAAACGACGCCGUUCGACUCCUCCCACGACGACUUCCUCGAGCAAAUGCUCUCCACUCUCGGAAACCCCUCCUCCUGCUCCUCCUGGGCCGACGAAACCCCUCCCCUUCCUCCUCCGCCGCACUCCUCAAACGACAACAGCAACAAUGUCGUUUUCUCCUACGACGACUCCUCCAACCUCGCCUCCAAGUUCCGCAGCCACCAGAUCAGCGCCGGCGCCGCCGCUGCCUCCAAAUCCUCCCCGAAUGCCUCGGCGGCUGCCGCCGCCGCCAUGAUGCUCCAGCACCAGCUCAUGAUGUCCCGCGGCUCCUCCGACUCCGGCUACGCUCCGAUGGGGCUCGCCUUGGGCAGCAACGGCGAGUUUGACCGCUCGCAUAACGACGUUGACGGCUCGUCGUUUAAAUCUCCUAACCAGGGCGGCGGUGACGGCGGUUCUUCUGUUCAGGCCUUGUUUAAUGGCUUUACUGGAUCUCUGUCUCCGAACCAGCCUCAGCAUUUUCACCACCCUCAGGGUGGUGCGCUUCAAGCUCAGAACUAUGGAGCUCAAGCACAAGGCAUGACACAACCUCCGGCGAGCGGCUCAGCCGGGGCCACGGCUGCGCAACCCAGGCCUAGAGUCAGGGCCAGGCGAGGUCAAGCCACUGACCCACACUCCAUUGCUGAAAGAUUACGAAGAGAGAGAAUUGCAGAGAGAAUGAAGGCCCUGCAGGAGCUGGUUCCAAAUGCCAACAAGACAGAUAAGGCUUCAAUGCUGGAUGAGAUCAUCGACUAUGUAAAGUUCCUGCAGCUCCAAGUCAAGGUUCUGAGCAUGAGCAGGCUGGGUGGUGCUGGUGCUGUUGCUCCCCUCGUAGCUGAUAUGUCCUCUGAGGGAGGCGGUGACUGUAUCCAGACCAGCGGCAAUGGCGGGACCCGCGGCCGGAGCAACCAAACGGCGUCGUCGAACGACAGCAUGACGGUGACGGAGCACCAGGUGGCCAAGCUCAUGGAAGAGGACAUGGGCUCCGCCAUGCAGUACCUACAAGGCAAAGGCCUCUGCCUCAUGCCUAUUUCCUUGGCCACAGCUAUCUCCACCGCCACGUGUCACACCAGAAACCCACUGAACAACAACAACAACAGCAGCAACAACAACAACCCUAUCAUGGCAUCCAAAGGCGGAGAAGGACCGUCGUCUCCCAGCAUGUCGGUGUUGACCGUCCAGUCAGCCACGAUGGCCAGUAACGGCGGGGUUGACGGUUCCGGUAAAGACGCCGCCUCCGUCUCCAAGCCGUGAGAGUUGCUGAAUCCCCCCUAACGUGACGUGGACCCGAAGCAAAGUCUACUAAAAUAAGGCCCUCUUUUCACCAAACGACGCCGUAUUUGCGUAGACUUUGGCUCCUAUAAAAAGCCUAGCUAACCACCACCUCCCAGAUCCCUAUGAAAAUCCUGUUUUUUUCAUGAUUUUUGGGGUUUCUUUAUCUUUUUAAUUGCUUUUGUUCUUUUGUCGCUUCUUAAUGUGAGCUUGUUUAUCUUUGAUAAUCAUGAUCAUGUUGCUCUAUUAUGAAAUGAUUAGUCUCUAAAUAAUAAUGUGGGAAUUAUUAAAGGAUCAAAAGGAGAUCCAGGAGGGUUU